AUGCAAAUGUCGGAAAGUGUUUCUGACCAAUAGGCUUGAGCAGUUUUGCAGAAUGCGCCAAUCGAUUUCCGGUUGGACUGCAAUGCGGGAAUUUUUGAGAAGCAUCGAGUAUAGCUUGGAAUUAACAACAAAGUCAACGAGAUGCCCCCUAAAGCCAAGGCAGCAGGGAAGGGCAGAGGACCAGAAAAGAGAAAGCUUGCUGAAGAGUUCCCCCCUGGAGAAGUACUUACAGAUACUGGCAAGAAGUCCUGGAAACUGGGAGCCCCCAUUGGACAGGGCGGCUUCGGACUGCUCUAUCUGGCCGAUAAGAAUUCAUCUAAAACGGUUGGUGCUGGUGCCCCAUAUGUCAUCAAAGUGGAGCCCAGUGACAACGGACCACUGUUCUCAGAGCUCAAGUUCUACAUGCGAGCUGCCAAGCCGGAUCAAAUUCAGAGUUGGAUGAAGUCUCACAAGACAAAGUAUUUGGGAGUGCCAAAGUACUGGGGGUCUGGACUGCAUGAGAAAGGAGGGAACAGGUACAGGUUCAUGGUGAUGGACCGGUUUGGGACAGACCUGCAGAAGAAGUUUGAGGAGAGUGGGAGGAGGUUCCCCCGAAAACUGGUCCUGCAGCUUGGACUGAGACUUCUUGACAUUCUGGAGUACAUCCAUGAGCAUGAGUAUGUCCACGCUGACAUCAAAGCAUCCAACCUCCUCCUCAGCCACAACAACCCCAAUCAGGUUUAUUUAGUAGAUUAUGGGCUGGCCUAUAGGUACUCUCCUGAAGGCAUACUGAAGGAGUACAAGGAGGACCCUAAGAGGUGCCACGACGGGACCAUCGAGUUCACCAGCAUCGACGCACACAAAGGAGUCUCACCUUGUAGAAGGAGUGAUCUGGAGAUCCUGGGGUACUGUAUGAUCCAGUGGCUCUGUAGUAAAUUGCCCUGGGAAGACAAGCUGAAAGACUCCCUCUACGUCAGAGACUCAAAACUACGAUGCAGAGAUAACAUCACAGACUUCAUGUCUCAAUGUUUCUCCUCACAAGACAAGCCAGACGAACUUCAGAAGUUUAUGGAGGAGGUGAAGACUCUAAGCUACACAGACAAGCCGGCCUAUCAGAAGCUCCGGUCCAUUCUGGAGGCGGGGCUUAAGUCGAUCGGCGCCAAAGAUGACGACAAGCUGGAGUUCUCCUCAUCGGUCAACGGAGUCGGGCCAUUGUCCUCUGUCGAGAAGACUCCCAAAAGAAAGAGAGUGGUAGAUUAUAAAGGAGAGGCUAAUGACGAGACCGACGGCACUCCCGCCAAGAAAAGAAAAGCUGAAAAGAAAGAGGUGAAUGGAGUGAAAAGGGUAGUCAUCCCCAAGAAGAAAGCGACCCUUAAAAAGAAUGCUGCUAGCCCGAAGAAGAAGGCUGCUAGCCCCAAGAAGAUACUGGUGGAGAUGGCUACACAGACCACUCCUGGCCUGAAGAGAGGCAGAGGUAGACCCAAGAAAAAGGCAGACCCAUUAGAAUCAGAAUGAGUUGAGUUGUACUUCUCAUUCUAUGUUCCUGCCACCCUUUAAUUUGAACUACUUUGCAGAUAUGAAACAAACAAUCAUAAUAUCAGACAAAAAAAAGUCAAAUUCCCAGUUUACGCUACAAAAUAAACUUUAUCGGUUUUAAAAUAGCUUCUAUUUGAUGAAACAGUCCAUGAUGUAGACUAAGGCAUUGUUGGCAGAAUAGAUGGAUGCAGUUCAAUGCAUGAUUCAGGCAGGGUAGCCUAGUGGUUAGAGCGUUGGACUAGUAACCGGAAGGUUGCAAGUUCAAACCCCCGAGCUGACAAGG
Oncorhynchus gorbuscha (pink salmon) is the source of this 1798-nucleotide messenger RNA. RefSeq names its product serine/threonine-protein kinase VRK1-like. Bases 142 to 1494 code for a protein of 450 amino acids. Gene Ontology annotation, molecular function: protein serine/threonine kinase activity; ATP binding. Gene Ontology annotation, cellular component: cytoplasm; nucleus. The record is from RefSeq and is a predicted model, not a curated record. Gene Ontology annotation, biological process: peptidyl-serine phosphorylation; signal transduction. Lineage: Eukaryota; Metazoa; Chordata; Actinopteri; Salmoniformes; Salmonidae. The transcript is spliced from 13 exons.